Molecule: messenger RNA, 7024 nt
Organism: Cebus imitator (Panamanian white-faced capuchin)
Lineage: Eukaryota; Metazoa; Chordata; Mammalia; Primates; Cebidae
Gene: PIM2
Product: Pim-2 proto-oncogene, serine/threonine kinase
Exons: 7
Coding region: 2059-2994 (311 amino acids)
Biological process (GO): protein autophosphorylation; negative regulation of apoptotic process; regulation of mitotic cell cycle
Cellular component (GO): cytoplasm
Molecular function (GO): ATP binding; protein serine/threonine kinase activity
Source: RefSeq, a predicted model, not a curated record
UGAGCCACCAUGCCCGGCAGGACAUUCUCGCUUCUAUCUAAAAAUUUCCCCAGUAACUACUACAGAUAAACUUCAUGGCACAGGUUUGAUGCCUGACUUAUUUGUGUAUCUCUAAUAUCAACAUCCCCACAAAGUAUUGGUAGGCUUACAGUAAACCCCUAAUAAUGUUGGGUGAACAAAGGAGAGUACAUGCAUGCUCUUUCAGUGUUGUCUGUGUGUGUGACUGUGGCGAGUCCAAGUCUUCAUGUGCAGUUCACCGAGUGUCUCCAGUUGUGUGUGGUGAGGGCUUGUUUCCAGGUGUAUCAGAUGGUGACUGAGUGUGGGACUCUGAGAGUUUGUGUCUAAAUCCAAGAUGCGUGCAUGCCUGCGUGGGUCUGUCUGUGACAGUGCAUCUGUUGUUUCUGUCUGAUGGGGUAGAUGUCCGUUUGUGUUCCUGCCACAGAUUCUGGAUAGCUAUUUCUGGACAGUCUGUUCCAUUGAUAAGCUGCACAUGUGAUGGUGUAUGUGUGUCUAUGUCUGAACAGGUCUAUCCAUGCCUGUUUUUGUGACACUGCCACAAAAUGUGGCUCUGUCACAUUAGUACAUGUCUGCCUUCAGAGCAGUGCACGUGUGUCUUGGGAGCAUCUGUGUAUCUUCCUGUAACAGACUCUGUGUCUCAUUUCUGGGACAGUACAAGUCUUGCUGUGACAGUGCAUGUCUGAUGGUGCCAGUGUGUUUGUGACAAGUUCUGUCAGUGUGUUUGAGGGGACAUUUCUGUGUCAUCACAUGGCCAAUGUAGGUCUGCAUGAGUGCCUUUCUGUAACUGUGUCUCUGGGUGUCAUUCUGGGACGUAACUAUUUUUCUAACAAUGUGCCUGCGCCUGAAAGUGUUUUGUCAGUCUCUGUAUCAUAGUGCAUGGCUGCAUGUGUAUCUAGGUCGUUUCCGUGAAUGUGACAGUAUGUGUUUGUGUAUAUCAUGGCGUUCAUGUGUCUUGGUAGUGCAUUUUUCUUCCUGAGGUGUGGCGCCUUCUCUGGCUGUUUUUCACAAAUUUGUGUACUAGAGUUGCCACUUCUCUAGCAGCCUCUAUCAUGUCUCUCAGUCCUUGCCUCUCUCAACUCCAAGUGCAGCCCAAUGCCACCACCACCCUGGGCUCACCCCCAUCCCCCAAGAACCACCCCCUGCUGUUCUAGAUUCUAGACCUGCUGACUGGGCUCAGGGCUCUGGGUUAGAAACUCCAAUAAACAAUCCACAGACAGCAGCCUUAAGCCAUGGGAAAUGUUGCCUUUGACCAAUGCGCACCCGCGGCGGUGAUGGCGAGGGUUCCCCCUCCCUGGCUACCAGAUUUUUCUAGGGCCCUGGUUUCAGCUUUCCAGUGAAGACCACCAGUCUCCUGGAGGACUUUGGUGAAGGAUGACAAGCUCCUUUCGGGCCGGGGUCCUGCAUAGCCACAGGCUCGAAUUCUUAGAAGCCCGGCUGGCGGUAUCUCUGUGCUAAUUUCGAGGCAGCGGCGGCAAACCAACUUCCCAAGAAAGGAUACUGCGCAGUUAUUUUUUAAGUGUAAAUACACACACACAUCACCACAACUACCAACAACAACCCCGCGCAACAACCAAAACAAGCGCGGUUGCUGCGAGAGGAUUCCCAGAACCGGUUUCCUCUUGGUGUGAGCCCCACCUCGAGCCCCCUCAUUUACAUGCAGGCCCCGCCUCCUCGGAAGAAUCGAGCGUGUAUUUGCAUAAAGGAGCAUUUGAAACGGAGAGGGUGGUAUGCAAAUAAGAACUGGCUCCGAUUGGCUGUGGUACAGCAGGUGCCGCGUCCGGAUUGAUCAAAGCCAGGUGGGCGGGGCUGUCGCCCAGGGUGACUCUCCCGGGAGGCGCGUGCCCCGGCUCAGUAGCUUUGGGGCUGGCGCGUGCGGCGAAUCUUAACGCUGCGCCGUCUGCGGGCGCUUCCGGGCCACCAGUUUCUCUGUCUUCCACCCUGGCGCCCCCCAGCCCUGGCUCCCCAGCUGCGCUGCCCCGGGCGUCCACGCCCUGCGGGCUUAGCGGGUUCAGCGGGCUCAAUCUGCGCGGUGCAUCCUCCAUGUUGACCAAGCCUCUGCAGGGGCCCCCCGCGCCCCCCGUGACCCCCACGCCGCCGCCAGGAGGCAAGGAUCGGGAAGCGUUCGAGGCCGAGUACCGACUUGGCCCCCUCCUGGGUAAGGGGGGCUUUGGCACCGUCUUCGCAGGACACCGCGUCACAGAUCGACUCCAGGUGGCCAUCAAAGUGAUUCCCCGGAAUCGUGUGCUGGCCUGGUCCCCCUUGUCAGACUCAGUCACAUGCCCACUCGAAGUGGCACUGCUAUGGAAAGUGGGUGCAGGUGGUGGGCACCCUGGCGUGAUCCGCCUGCUUGACUGGUUUGAGACACAAGAGGGCUUCAUGCUGGUCCUCGAGCGGCCUCUGCCCGCCCAGGAUCUCUUUGACUAUAUCACAGAGAAGGGCCCGCUGGGUGAAGGCUCAAGCCGCUGCUUCUUUGGCCAAGUAGUGGCAGCCAUCCAGCACUGCCAUGCCCGUGGAGUUGUCCAUCGUGACAUCAAGGAUGAGAACAUCCUGAUAGACCUACGCCGUGGCUGUGCCAAACUCAUUGAUUUUGGUUCUGGUGCCCUGCUUCAUGAUGAACCCUACACUGACUUUGAUGGGACAAGGRUGUACAGCCCCCCAGAGUGGAUCUCUCGACACCAGUACCAUGCACUCCCAGCCACUGUCUGGUCACUUGGUAUCCUCCUCUAUGACAUGGUGUGUGGGGACAUUCCCUUCGAGAGGGACCAGGAAAUUCUGGAAGCUGAGCUUCACUUCCCUGCCCAUGUGUCCCCAGACUGCUGUGCCCUAAUCCGCCGGUGCCUGGCCCCCAAACCUUCUUCCCGACCCUCACUGGAGGAGAUCCUGCUGGACCCCUGGAUGCAAACACCAGCCGAGGAUACACCCCUCAACCCCCCAAAAGGAGGGCCCACCCCUUUGGCCUGGUCCUUGCUACCCUAAGCCUGGCCUGGCCCCCAAUGGUGGGAAGAGCCAUCCCAUGGCCAUGUCACAGGGAUAGAUGGACAUUUGUUGACUUGGUUUUACAGGUCAUUACCGGUCAUUAAAGUCCAGUAUUACUGAGGUAAGGGAUUGAGGAUCAGGGGUUAGAAGACAUAAGCCAAGUCUGCCCAGUUCCCUUCCCAAUCCUACAAAGAAGCUUUCUUCCCAGAACCUGUGGUCCCUGAUUCUGGAGGGGGAACUUCUUGUUUCUAAUUUUGCUAACGACGUUUAUUUCGGGUGAAGUUGUUUCCAUUCUGAGCCCCGGGACUCAUUCUGAUGACGUGUCACCCCUACAUUGGCACCUCCUCCUACCAUCACACAGACUUCCUUCAUAUGGUCUUACUUGGGCAAGGGUGCUUUCCUUCCAAUACCCUAGUAACUUUUAUUUUAGCAAAGGGACCCCUUUCCCCUGGCCUAGGGUCCCAUUUUGGGUCAAGCUGCUUACCUGCCUCAGCCCAGGAUUCCUUAUUCUGGGGGAGGUAAUCCCUUGUUACUCCAAGGCUUUUUUUUUUUUUUUUUUUUUGGUGAGGGGAUCCUACUCUGUUAUCCAAUGUGCUCUUAUUCUGGUGAGAAGAACCUUACUUCCGAAUUUGGGAAGGAAUGGGAGAUGGACACCACCGGACCCCACCAGACACUAGGAUGGGAUGGAUGGUUUUUUGGGGGAUGGGCUAGGGGAAAUAAGGCUUGCUGUUUGUUCUCCUGGGGCGCCCCCUCCAACUUUAGCAGAUUUCUUGCAACAUUCUCCUGAGCCGGGAUUGUCCAAUUGCUAAAAUGUAAAUAAUCACGUAUUGUGGGGAGGGGAGUUCCAAGUGUGCCCUCCUCUCUUCUCCCCCUGCCUGGAUUAUUUAAAAAGCCAUGUGUGGAAACCCACUAUUUAAUAAAAGUAAUAGAAUCAGAAGCGGCUGGCCAUUUGUAGGGGUGAGGCUUUUAUGGAGCAUCUACUGUGCGCUGAGACAGACUGUCUGCUUUGUCCUCAUGAAGCCAGUCUUGACUUGCCAUUCUAAGGAGCUUUAAGGGUUCUGGAAGCUGCACCACACAAAAAAACUUAAUUUCCUCUGUCCAUGAUCUUAUGCUGUGUCCAGUACAUGCAGAAGGGCUCUCUGUUGGAGAUACUGUGCAUAUUGAAGGUGUUUAGGGCACAUCCCCAAUCAAGAUGGCCAUCUCAGUAGCAGAAAAAACUACCUCCCCAGCUGGGUAUGGUGGAUCACGAGGUCAGAAUAUCAGGACUCCUGGCCUACAUGGUGAAAUCCUGUCUCUACUAAAAAUACAAAAAUUAGCCGAGCGUGGUGGUACACCCCUGUAGUCCCAGCUACUCAGGAGGCAGAGGCUGCAGUGAGCCAGUAUCGCACCACAGCACUCCAGCCUGGGUGACUACCUUCCCUGACACCCCUGGGGAGGGAAGAAGCCCUUUCCCUGUUGGAGAAGAAAAGCCCUAUCAGGGUACUGGUGAAGGCAGGGCUGAAGUUGGGUGUUGACUGUAAUCUUGUAGCUCUUGUCUACUGAUGUGCAGAGGGCAGUCACCGGUUUUACUCUUAUCUUUACCCUCUCCCCCAUCUUUACCCUUACAUACUCAUCCUUCCCAUUUCUCCUUAACACUUGACUACCUGUCCUGCCCUAUUCCAUCUUGAUUUCACUUGUUCUAACCUCAGCUGUCCCCUCUUGCUCUGCUUUCAUUUUUUAAAAUUUGAGAUGGAAUUCAAGCGAUUCUCCUGCCUCAGCCUCCCAAGUAGCUGGGUACAGGUGCGCACCACUACGCCUGGUUAAUUAUUUUUAGAGAAGUGGUUUCGCCCUAGGCUGGAACUCCUGAGCUCAGGUGAUCUGCCAGACGGCCUCCCAAAGUGCUGGGAUUAUAGACAUAAGCCAUCGCCCCCGGCCCGGUCUCCUGCCCUGCUUCCAAAUGCUAGCUAACCUGUGAGCCUUUCACCUGUCUACUUUGCCAUUCUCAGUGGUGACUCACUUGGCUUCCCUUAUCUGCGUCAACUUUCCUUUGCAUUUUCACUUGUUUAACCUCACCUGCUCUGCUUUUAUCUGCUAGUUCACAUGCUUGACUCUCACCUGAUGCUUCAUCCAGUAUGCCCUCACCCGCCCCGGCCAGGUCAAAGUGUCUUCGUCUCUAGAUUCCCGUGUGCUCUCCAGGGCGGGACCUCGCUGGGGAACGGGAAAGCGGAACUUCAGUCCAACCAGGAAGCACCUGGGAGUUUCUGAUGCGGAAAGGGCGGUGCCUUCUAGAGAAUCUGCCAAUAAAAGGCCGACAUGAAAGGGGUGACUGAGACUAGGAGACGGGAUUGCGGGGUGAUCUGGAAAGUGCCACCAGUGAAGCGGACGUGAACGCCAAGACAAGGCGGGUCUAGUGACUGGAAUGGGCCGGUGAAGCUAAGUAGGGACGCUCACAGGCGCCUGAAGUACAUAUCCCUAGCCGUGCUGGUGGUCCAGAAUGCCUCCCUCAUCCUCAGCAUCCGCUACGCCCGCACGUUGCCUGGGGACCGCUUCUUUGCCACCACUGCUGUGGUCAUGGCAGAAGUGCUCAAAGGUCUCACCUGCCUGCUGCUGCUCUUCGCAGAGAAGAGGGGUAACGUGAAGCACCUGAUUCUCUUCCUCCACGAAGCUGUCCUGGUGCAGUAUGUGGACACGCUCAAGCUCGCAGUGCCCUCUCUCAUCUACACCUUGCAGAAUAACCUCCAGUACGUUGCCAUCUCUAACCUACCAGCUGCCACUUUCCAGCCUUCCCCGAGGUGCAGCCAAAGCCAUAGCCUCUGCCUCUGCCUCUGCCUCUGCGCCCUGUGUUCACCAGCAGCCUCCCGGGCAGCCACCGCCACCACAGCUUUCUUCCCACCGUGGAGACCUCAUCACGGAGCCCUUUCUGCCAAAGUCAGUGCUGGUGAAGUGAGGGCUGGCAGCAAUGGGGGGACACAAGGGAGGGGGACUGGGUGGAGGGUGUUGGGCAUCUGCAGGACCCAAGUCGCCACCCUGCGGGGCCUGGCUCCUCUGGGUUUGGGAGAUGGUCUUUUCUCCCACAUCACUGAGACUUCUGGAGGGGCAUGAGACUAGGGCUGGGUGUCACGUGAACCCUUCCUGGUAGGCUGAUCCUCUUCCCCUGGAGGAGGUUUUAGAGCUGCCUCCUCUGCCCCCUCGAACCUCUUUGGAGGCAGGGUUGGGGGUUAUUGUCAUUCAAGGCCUUUUUUUUGUCUGCCCCCUCCCCGACUCUGUGCCCUCUGCUCGAAGUGUCUUGUCUGGGAGAGAUCCUCCCAGCAGUCUCUCCACCUCCAUAAGGACACACUGGACAAAACUCCUGCAGCUCUUCAGGAAUGACCGAUGCCUACCUGUGGGGUUUGGUUGCCCAUAGUUUGAGGCCUUCUCUCCUCCCUUACCACCGCUCUGGAUCAUGUUAGCAGUUCGGUCUUUUGUGUGGCCUUGGGGCAGCUUCCCUGACACCUUGAGGAUGGGCUUCUUGCGAGUCCUGGACAAGAGCUGAGGUUUUUGCAUCAGCCCUUCUGGCGGGCGGUAGAGAAUAUUUUUUUUUCCAGUGGACUUGGGAUUUGUGGUGUAAUCAGAUCAUUAAUGAUCCAGGGCGUGGGAAAAGUGGAGGUCCUUGAAGUGGCUGAAUCUCAUUGUAUUUAAGACACUGUCACUUGCCAGAUGCAGGGUUAUUUAUGGAGACAUCUAGAGAGGAAAAAUAAAGCUGCCAAUCACACCCUUGAUACCCCACUGGCUGUGUGAGGCACCCCUACCUCAUGGGGGUGUCUUGGGAUUGAUGAACUGUGGAACCUGCCUCCUGCACUCCCCAAAGCUUAUUAACCCCUUAACUGUAUCGGGGCAUGGGGUGUGUGUGUGCAUGGAAGAUGCCUGGGCUGUCUUUGCUAUAUGUAAAUAGGGCCAUUGGAUCUUUAUUUUUGAUUAAUUUGUUCUGAUUUUUUUUGGUUUGUUUUUUAAGGAACUGUAAUGAACAAAUGUCAGGAUACCCAAUGCCAAAUAAAGAUGUUGUAUUUAUUUA